AUGGUCGAGAUUCUUCAGCACAUUACUGAGAAACCCAACUGGGAUAGCUUUGCUUGCCGCAAAGCUGUAGAAUCGCAGCUGUCGCUCAGGCUUCAAAAGACUGCUCCUACCCCGUCCCAAAGCGAUAUCAACUUUAUGGUUGAGAUCUUUCAACACAUGACGGAAAAGCCCAAUAUCGACUGGGACAGCUUCGCCAACGCUGCGGGCUUCAAAAGCGCAAAUGUCGCCCAGGCUUCAAAAGCACGAAUGUCGCCCAGGCGAGUCCUCUUCCUCCCAGCCGGCCCGGCCACCCCGAAGAAGGCCACCCUAUCAACUCCUGGCUCCUCUUCUAGAGUCAAGAAACACACUAGUCGUGUCGGAGUAAAAGGUACUAAGGCCAUAAACUCAGAGGAGAAGGUCGAGGAUAGUGAGCCUGAGUAUUCUAAACAUGAGACCACUGGCGAGUUGACAGGCUUCAAGCUCGAGGAGAUCUAA
Molecule: messenger RNA, 474 nt
Organism: Colletotrichum higginsianum IMI 349063
Lineage: Eukaryota; Fungi; Ascomycota; Sordariomycetes; Glomerellales; Glomerellaceae
Exons: 3
Coding region: 1-474 (157 amino acids)
Source: RefSeq, a predicted model, not a curated record